Molecule: messenger RNA, 3204 nt
Organism: Cinara cedri
Lineage: Eukaryota; Metazoa; Arthropoda; Insecta; Hemiptera; Aphididae
Source: the annotation of a GenBank genome assembly
AUGAAAAUUCCUCGGGCAUCUCAACUACUUGAAGGGCAAUCUUCGUUGGUGCGCUCAUCCAGUUUGACAGAUCAUUUUUAUGGAGAUUUUCUCUGUCCAAAUGAACACACAUUGUAAGUUCAUUAGACAUCUAUAAGACAACGAUUUUAUUUAGCGUGUAAAGGUACUGUGUGUCAACUAAAAAAACAAAUGACAAUGACUGAUUUAGCUGAUUUUGUAACAAACUAUCAUAUUUUAUACAUAACAUAUUCUCACUAGUGGGAGGGAAAUAACUGGACAGAGUUCAAAAGUUAAAAGGAAGGUGUUGAUUAUCUGCUCGAAGAGCUUUUUUUAAGUGAAAAAAUGGACACGCAUACACUCAAAAAUAUUCUACGAUUUGAAUUACGAAGUCUUAUGUGGUCAUCUCAAAUCCCUUGUUUAUACUGAUUAUCACUGAUUUUACACAAACGAAAAUCAUUAACCAAUAUAUACACGUUAUUAUGCUGGAGAGAGUCAACCGCAAUUUUUGAAUAUGGAUUUUACAGCAUUUUUACAAUGGGUGGUGCCAAAUGCCUGAUAUCAUAAAUCUUAAAUCCACAUAAAAAAAAUUUUUCUUCAUAUACUAUCACGAGAAAAAAAAUUAAAUCUACGUACUUAGUGAAAAAGCUUAUGAUUUUAAAAAGAUAUUUUUAUUAUUAUUUAUAUUAUUUUAUUUUUAUUUUUUUUAUCUGUACACUUUUUCUACCAGAAGACUAGCUCGGAUUUCUAAGUGUAGCAAUGUUUCUGAAAGGACAUUUCACUUGGGAGGUACUUUAAAGAGGUUUUUUUUUUCGAUUUUCUCAGGAGUUUUUCUAGCAAAUGUGAAAAACCAGGAUAAACAUAGGAAAAUCGGUACAAUAUUAAACAAAUAUUAUUAAUGAAAAUAGAGCCUACUUUAAUAUAGCUUAUUCAUUGUUGACAAAGCAUUACUAUCAACUGAGCUCCGCUCAGAAUUGUUUUUUCGUAAGCAAUGGUUUAUCGUUGCUUACAGAUAAACAUUAAAUUCCCGUCUGUAUCCUAUCUUCUCAACUUUCCACCUACACCAGUGGUCGCACCCGUCACCAUUAUCUCACCUUUUUUUUUCACCAUUAUCUCACCUUUUUUUUAUUGGAAAUAAGCUGUAGGCAGGUAUAGUUAUACUUAUUUCAUGAUAAUGACGAGACCCUGGUCGUGUAUGUAUGUUGGAGAGCAUUGUACUCGGACGUGGGUUAAAUGCAGGUAUUAUAAUUUAUAGGUAUGUGAUUAAAAAACAAAUUAUAUUAUUUGAUUGAGAUUCGUAUGUCGAACGAUUAUACUCAUGAAUAGAAACAAAAAGAAGCUCAAUAAUAACAUAGGCACUUAAUAAUAUUAUUAUGUAUAAUAGAAAGUGGGUGUUGCCGUUUUGGUUCGCUAGCCCGCAGAGUUAUAUUAUUACCUUGUGUGUAAGAACGUCGUAUAGUAAUUAAAAUGUAAUUACUAAUUACAGUAAGCAAAUGUUUUAUAUGUUAACACUGUGACCGCACGGGAAAUUAGGAUACCUAGGUAUUUGUACAUUCUUAGAUACGUGUAACGAAAUUUGGAAAAAAAUUAUUACGAUAUAUUAUUUAAUUAGUAUAAAUAGUAACUCGCAAUUUAAAUCUAAAAGCACUCGAUACUUUUUAAAAUUGGUAGGUAUUUGUAGGUAUGAGUCGUUCACUUAAUACGCGUAAUGCUAUUGAUUUUUAUUUAUUUAUUUUUUCAAAAUUCAUUUUUUUACUUUUUCUAUAGCUUUUACACACAAAAAAUUUCGGAUCUGCCUUAAUUUUUAGAAGAGGGGGAAGAGUCCCUGCAAGUGACAUCUAGUUGUACCUCUGAUGAGUAGAUACGCAUUGACGUUAAAAAAUAUUCGUAACGAGCAGGCCUGUUUUCGUCUGUUCUCGUUUGGAACGGUUUUACAAUUAUAAUAUUACAACCGCAUACACGCAUAGAUGCGCCCGGACAUAAUUUAAAAUAUGAUAAUAAUCAUUAUAGUUUGGCAAAUAAUUAUUACGUAGGUAUCUACAAUAUUUUAUUUUUAUUUUCGCAUGGCCGAUACUUUACAUUACAAUAAAAUUGUUACAAGAACUGAACCGUAGUCGUUGUUGCCGCGCGUAGGUUAAUCGAUAUGGAAUAGUUCAAGCGAAAGGUUAUCAUCCGAACCUAAAAUAAUAAUACUAAGUCGGUACUAAUAGAUACUUAAUAAUUUGAAUUGCGGUCAUUAAUAAUAAUUAAUGGACCGAUAAACAUCACCUGUAUAAUUAUGAUUAACGGUAAUAAAAUUAUAUCAUCAUUAUUGCAAACGAGUGUUUGUAUAAAAUGUAUAAAAGCAAUGUGCUCAAAUGACGAGUAUAGCUUUUUUUUUUUUGAAAAGGACUUUCAAGUGCAGUAAUUGAACGAUAGUAAACAAAAUGAUAAAUCGAUAUGCCCCCACUGUUUAUAUUAUUACUUUUCUAACGCGCCAAGUGAAUUUUUUCGGUAAAUUUGAUUUGAAACAAAUUUUACGUACCUAGAUAAGUACAGACUUGCGAAUUUGUUUACCGCAAUAUUAUACUUAUCAGUUAUCUACAAUAAACGAUCGACAUUAAUCCACACUUUCUCGUACAAACGGAUUCAUCAUUUUUACUCUGAAUUUACGUCAGCGACCCACAAAAUCUCCUACAAAACAAACCCCCUCAAAGCCUCGACAAUAAAUUAAUUCGCCACAGUGGUUUUUGUGGUACAGAAACGGGGAAAUCUUCGGCCGUUAUAUCAAAACAUUGACCGAUUUAUUAUCUUCGAUCAGCUGCUACGAAUCGCCCCCGAGACGAUAACGAUUAUUUAUGCUUUUUUUUUAUUAUAGAACCUAUUUUUAUUUUAUUUCUACAUAAUGAUAUUUUCCUAUCUUUAUCCUAAAUCAUGUUCGCUACAGGUACUGCGCGUAAAUAAGUUACCGAUCGUCUCUAAUCGUCGCGUUGUAGAAUGUCCCGUCAAGGCCGCAUACAAUAAUUAUAAUGUAAAGAUGGGGGUAAGUAUAGUGUUGUUUUUAAGUCGUUUAUGUCUUGUGAAACGACCGUUUUUUGACGAUUCAAUGCUACAAAAGUAUGUACCCGAAUAAUUUAUCUUUUUAUGUCUAGCUCAGUGAGUACAAUCAUCACCAAGUUGAUCACGGACCAGGAAUGCUUGAUGGUGUCCAGACAGUAUAAGAAGUAA